Molecule: messenger RNA, 3893 nt
Organism: Corvus hawaiiensis (hawaiian crow)
Lineage: Eukaryota; Metazoa; Chordata; Aves; Passeriformes; Corvidae
Gene: DEPDC7
Product: DEP domain containing 7
Exons: 9
Coding region: 2246-3784 (512 amino acids)
Biological process (GO): intracellular signal transduction
Source: RefSeq, a predicted model, not a curated record
UAUGUUGCCUGAAUUGAGUAUGUCUGGUUGAUCUGGAUUUUUUAGUUCUGGGUUCUAAAUGUUCUGAAUUAAUUUGUACAUUAUAGCUACCAGAUCUUAAACUGCUGUGGUAAGUGAGGAGCCAGACUGUUGGGGUAAGAGAGAGACUGCUGCUGUGAUUCAGGUGGGGUUUACCUCAAUUUUAGUAUUUUCAUUUGUUCUCUUUCUUGCUAGACUAGAAUGUCAUCUCUAUGUACCUUAGAGGCAGAAAUGGUGCUCCACAGAGUUUUGGUAUUUUUGCCCUCCAGCUACAAUGAAUUACUCUGGAUAUUCUUACAACUCUCUUUCCCUCACACAGAGGGCUGAACCCCCAUGCUGUGGAUAUUGUCCAUAAGAUCCAUGGCAGGCCUUCUCUGAGCAACUUACUUAAACAAAAAGGAGAAGCUGGAGGCUGGAAUACUUUUUUUAAUGGCCCUCUGUAUAAGCUUCCUUGCAAACCAAGGUUGAAUAUAAAAUGAGUCAUUUUGCCAUGGAGUUGAUUGUUGUUUUCUCAAAAAAAUACUUUGGGGAGCAGGUAGGCAGAGAAUGUCCUGUUGCAGUCCUGAAGAUUUCGAUGCUGUGUUUCAAAUACAACUUUUAAUUUAUGAAGGUUUUUAAAAAAAUAAGAAAGCAAGGCAAGAAGCUGAAUGCACAUGGCUUUUUAGAAGAGGAAAGCAGCACCUACUAUCAGCAGGUUGUGGGUAAGUAUCUUAGGCAAUCAAAAUUACUUGCUCUGAAUUAACUGUUUGCCUUUUCCAUAGAUAACCUAACAAAUCUUUGUUUCAUUUCUAGAAAUUGAAGUACAGAAAACUGUCUUAAAAUUCUUUCGAUUUGAUCUCUUAUAAGAAUACAGCACUAAAUACGGAGAACAAGCUAUUUAUAAAGGAGAAAAAUAAAUGGUGAGUCAGGGAAAACAGCAAACAAAAUUUCAGGGCUGUACUCUCUCAUUUGUCCUGUGUAUGUUGUAGGUUUCUGCUUUUAAAAGUUCCACUGGGGUAUUUUCUUUUCUCUGUGUGUGUUUAAUUUUGGUUGAUUUUGUUGGUGUUUUUUUAGCUACCUGAUGCCCGAAGCAUAGAGGGAAGUAGCAGUAACAGCAGAACCCAUGAGCAGGACUGAGGGAGCAGCUAAGGCCCUUCAUUUUAGUUUUUCAUUCAAUUUAUGAACGAAUGAAAUCUCUUUUUUACAUCUGUUACUUGAAAUCUUAAACAAUGUAGCCUUCUCAGACUUCAGGACAUGUGGUAGCAAGACCUUUUGAGUAAAAUUUUGUUGGUCUGCAUCAUCCUUUCCUUUCUAACUGUGGUGGUUGCUAGUGUGAUUUGUCUGUGCAUUAUUUAUGUAUCAGAUAUUUUUGCUGUGGCAACAGAAGGUAAGUGAUAUGAUAAUCGAAUAAAAGCUGGAGCAUCAAUGUUUUAUUAUGUGGUUAGGUCAAAUGGGCAACGUGUUCAAAGCUCUGGGAGAAUGAGGAUUUAGAGCUCUUCCCUAAGUAAAGCAGCUUUGGUGGCUUCUGAAACCAUCUAGAUUUUUGUUGUUGGUCAGAACGCAGGAAUUCCUGUCCCUACAGCUUUCCUAACAAACGACAGUAAGGGAACACUUAUUUGUUUCAGUGCAGCAUCCAGCAACUUUGUUUAGACAGCCAGAGAGGUAGUUUGACCACAGUCAAAGGAGUUGGAGAGAGUGCUUAUGUGUUCUAUGAGAAUCCAAGUGUUGCAAUUCUGGAACCAACUGGCUUAAAUAAACCCCAGAAACCAGGUAUCAAGAAAUGCUUGGGCAGGGACUGUUACUUCCUUUUUGACAGGAACUGUACAAGUUCCCUUUGAGUUUAGUGGGGUAAUAAAAUUCUGCAGGAUGCUUCUGGGGCCAUUUUCCUAUCCUAAACCAUGGGCUUGGCAAAAUAUGGCAUAAUUGAGUUAGGUGGCCCCAGCACAUUGUACAGUAAUAGAAAAGGUGAAUUGUAGAUUCCUGCUUCUGACAUACAUAAAACAAUAAGCCUGAUUCUCUGCCCUAGAGCAUAAAUUGCAUGCAGCUGUUUUCUAAGAAAAUCAAAACAAAUGGUGAAAAUCAGGAAUUCAGUUUUGCUCAGCAAAUCCAUUUAUAGUUCUCACUUUUCUCCCCCCUCACCCCUCAGCUCCUCCUGCCCCAUUAAGCUGGUGCCACUAGUGAGUGCUCACUGUGGGAGGAGGAAUGUGGAACUUGUCCCUGGUGGAUCAGUAGAAGUUACUACCUCACCAUGCUUCAGGUGGACAUCACUGCUCAUCCAGGCUCCCCACAACUACGAACUGGCUUUAGCUUGGCGCAGAAGCCGUUUGGAGCGACGUUCGUCUGGAGCAGCAUUAUCAGCGCUCUUCAAACUCAAGUGGAAGUGAAAAAGCGCCGCCAGAACCUGAAGUGUUACCAUGACUGUUUCAUUGGUUCGGAUGCCGUGGAUGUUGUCUUUGCCCAUCUUCUUCAGAACAAGUAUUUUGGGGACGUGGAUAUUUCCCGGGCUAAGGUGGUGCGCGUGUGCCAAGCGCUGAUGGAUUGCAAAGUGUUUGAGGCUGUCUCAACGAGGGUCUUUGGGAAAGACAAACGCUCUGUGUUUGAAGACAGCAGCAGCAGCCUCUACAGAUUCACAAAUACCUCGAACCAGCCAGAGCUUGAGAAAGAUUACCAGCAGUGUACCCCACAGAGAUAUGAGAAGAGCGUGUUGUUCCACUCUACUCCAUUCAAACCAGAAAGCUUGGAGGAUCUUUGGGAAAACCUGAGUCUAAAGCCUGCAAACAGCCCUCAAGUGAACAUCUCAGAUAGCUUGUCCCGUCGAGUUAUUAAUGAAGUGUGGCAAGAACAAACAAUUGCUCGCCUGCUGCAGCUGGUAGACCUCCCUCUCCUGGAGUCUCUGCUUGAGCACCAGGAGAUCAGACCUCAGCCUCCACAGCCCAGGAAGGCACCUGGAUAUGUCAUCACGAGUAACUACCUGGACAGAGAGAUUCUCAAGGCUUUCAGUGACUCACAGACAGAUGAGUGGCUCUCGGCAGCAAUUGAUUGCUUGGAAUAUCUUCCUGAUCAUAUGGUGGUAGAUAUUAGCAGGAACCUGCCUGAUCAGCCAGACAAAGCAGAUACCUGGAAGCUGCUGCUGUUCGACAACAUUGGUAGAUACUACAGCCAAAAAAAGGAGCCCCUGUUAAGCCAUGCAUCUGAAAUUCAUUUAGGAAUUGCAGAACUCCUAGUGAAUGGGAAGAUGGAGCAAUCUUUAGAAGCUGUUCAACUCUAUUUGAAACUCCUAGACAGCCAAGUCAGGGAGGAGUUCAGGAGACUGCUGUACUUCAUGGCUGUUGCAGCACAUCAUUCUGAGUUCAAACUACAGAAGGAGAGUGACAACAGGAUGGUUGUGAAAAGAACGUUCUCUAAAGCUAUUAUCAACAAUAAAAACUUAUCCAGAGGGAAAACUGACCUCCUGAUCUUGUUCCUUGUGGACAACCAAAGAGAUGUGUUAAAGGUCCCAGGGGCACUGCACAAAAUGGUCAGCAAUAAACUGCUGGCUCUGCAGAAAGGCCAGGAUCCCAGUAAGAUAACAGGUUAUACCUUUUGUCAAAAACUUGAUGAAAGAGAGUAUCGCUCCAACACAGAGAAGACCACAAAAGACGAGCUACUAUCUCUGCUGAAAGCUAUUGAUGAAGAUUCAAAGCUCUCUGACAAAGAGAGAAAGAGGCUGCUAGGUCAGUUUCAUAGUAGUAAUCCAAGUAUUUUUAUGCAGUAUUUUGGAGACAGAGUUACUAAUAUGUGUGUGUGAGACUUUAAAUAUUGAUUACUUUGUAUAGCCCAGCAUUGAAAACACUAAUAUAUUUGUAAAUCUUUUAUAUUCAUGUAUCUGCCUAAUAAAAUUAUUUUGUGGAAAUGGA